Porites evermanni is the source of this 3790-nucleotide messenger RNA. Lineage: Eukaryota; Metazoa; Cnidaria; Anthozoa; Scleractinia; Poritidae. The record is from the annotation of a GenBank genome assembly.
AUGCUAGAAAAGGGAAAAGAUGUUUUGUAUGUUUCCUUAAGAACAGUGGACUCUGUAGAAGGUGCGGCAAAGAGGUUGCUCGAGGUGAAAGGCAUCCCAGUUGACAGGGAUCCUGUCGCGCAAGUAAAAAGUUUAGUCUCAUCCCUUAAAAAAGAAACCAUGCUAGUCCUGGACAAUGCUGAGGACUUGCAAAAUGCAGACAAGCCUGCCUGUAAGCAGUUUUUGGAGGUAGUUGGUGAACAUGGAAAAAAUCUUGUUAUUUUAAUAACAAGCAGGAAUCCAUUGUCAGUGUUUGAUUUUCCUUUCAAAAAGCAUCGCAUUCCUCUGAAGCCUUUAGAUGAUGAAGCAUCAUUUUUCUUUCUGAAACAUUAUGCUCCUAACAUUUCAGACCAGCUUGCAAGACAUUUUGCAAACCAAAAGGUGUGUGGUGGUGUUCCUUUGUUUUUGAAAUUGACAGCAUCAUUCUUGGAAAGCAAGACAAUCGAUCCCAUAGAUCUUCACAGAAAGCUUAAAAACUGUCCACAUGGUUUUCUGAAAGUAAAGGAUCCUAACAUUCAAGAAUUUUUCUCCCUUCUUAAGGUUUUCUACGACCAUUUACGACCUGAAGUGAAAAAGGGUCUUUCUUGGCUAGCUGCAUUUCCAUCUGUUUUCACCAAAAUGGAUGCAAAGAAUGUUUUGUUUUGCAAAGAUGAUUACUUUGAUUUUCAAAUCUUACUGAACAGUUUAGUGUCUCACUCAGUGGUUCAGGAAGAAGAAGUUGACAAUCAUCAGCAGUACAGUUUGCAUCCAUUGGUGCAAGCAUUUUGCAUUGCAUGCAGAGAGGAUGAGUGUAAAGGGUACAAUAUGGCAAUCAGGCUUUUCUCGUAUCAUUAUCUCGCUCUUCUACAACAACUGAAUGAUGAUUUCAUUACCACUAACUGCAAGGUUGCGAUAGACAAGUAUCAGAUGAACAAAGUAAACAUUUCUCAUGCCCUUUCAGCAUCAACAGAGGAUGAAGUUUUAAAAUGUUAUGGAAUUAACGUGUCAACAGAGACUGUGAAUUUCCUGGCAAAAGUCAUGAACCAGGAUGAAUUUAUAUCAACAUAUGACAAGUUUCUGGUGGUUGCAGAAAAGUUGCCUGACAAAACUCUUUUCAGUGAGUGCCUUGUGUCCAUUGGAUUCAAACAGCUUUGUUACUAUAGCUACAAAGAUGCCCAUCGCACAACAGCCAAAAUGAACCUUCAAAAGGCACAUGAUCUGCAAAUUGAUCUUGGAAUUUAUGACACAGAAUGUCAAGGUCACUGCAAGUGUAAGCUAGGGCUUUGCACUUUUCUUGCUGGAGACAGAAAGAAGGGCAUCUCCCUCAUUGCACAAGGUAUUGGUGUGCGUCGCAAGUUGGUGCGCUCUAAUCACUCAGGAAAAAUGGAACGGAUGCUUUUAGCUGGUGGAUUCUGUGACCUGGGAAGUAAGUACUUAUUUUUACAGAUGUAAAUGAUUUUUCCAAAAUUAAGUAUAUGAUUUAUAGUAAAAGUGCUACUGAAGUUAUAUGUAGUUUACAAGCACUCCACUCAGAUAAUCAUAUUUAGACAAAAGACUUGUGAUCCAAUAAACAUGAUUUAAAAUCCCAAUGAGUCAGAGACAACGCAGUUGGCUAUUUUCAUGUGCCAUGAUCAAGAAGUUAAACUUGGGUCAAAUAAGAAACUAAUCUGCAGCUAGUAGGACUUAAAUGGGGACUUGCAACAUGUUGUCCCCAUAUCAAUGGCUUUAGCUGAAUUUUUCCCAGGUGAAACUCAAAGGGUACAGAUUUUUGUGUAUAAAGGCCAUCAGUGACCAGCCUGCAAAGAAAGUAGUCUCCGAUACCCUGGGGCUAGUAGAUUUUACUAUUGAGCUGGUGAAUUCUGUUCUUUGUUAACUCACUGCAAUGAGCAAGUGUAGUUUUUGGGGGAGUUCAAAUAUCAGAGAAGAACUGUAAUUAGUGCGCAUCAAAAAAUUUUUGUGAGCUAGUUGAAAUUACUUUUUGGCUAGUUUAUGCUGGCUACAGCUUGCCUGCAUGGCAAGUUGUAAAUCUGACUUUCUUUGCACCCUGCAUCUGGUGACUUUUGAUAAACUGCAAGGUUUUCCUGCUACUUGGCCUUUUUUGUUGUUGCACAACAAAUUACAGGACAAAGUAUUAUACACAAUAUCAAGAGUUUCAUAAGGCUUUACUCUAUGAACUCAUCAGUACUCUCACUAGAAAAGGUUUAGUUCUAUAUCACAGUCAAGCCUGGUCAAGCAUACCCCCCAAGAUGCCAUUAAUCAAUUUAUUAUGAUUCAAAAGUUGAAUUAAUUUGUAGUUGUAGAUUUCAGAUUCCUUUCUGCAUUCUUGCAUGUGUAAUGAACUGUGAAACACAUAAGGCAGUUAUGAAAUUUCUGCUAGCUCAGUUUCUCUGUAUUGAUAAAUAUGUCUUAGAAGCAAUUUUAUCCAUUCAAAGAUUUUCAAUCUGACCAAAUAAAAAGAAGUUCUCAUAAAAUAUCCACUGCUCUUUAUGCAUGCAGGAAUGCCGAUUUGAAUUUGACACUAGUUAUGGGAACGACUUGUGGAUUCAUUUUUCAAAAUAAUUAUAAUCAAUUCAUUAACAGAGUCUUGGAGGGUAUGCUUGACCUGCCUUGAUUGACUGUAUCAAGUAAAAACUAACGAGAAGAACCAUUUUUCAGUGGUCAUCAUGAUUUUUUUUUCAGAUGAUUUUCCUUGUUUUUUAUAGUGUGUCCCUCUUAUACAUGACAAUAUAUUCUUACUAUGGGUUUUCCUAUUUUUCAGUGGCCUUGUUUACAAGCGGCCAGCACAAGGCAGCUCUCAAUAUUUGGGAGAAUAUAUGUUUGGUCAAGUACCGUGAGCUGUUGGGUACGCACCCCUUCACUGCCUCACUGUUGGAUCACAUUGGUAAAAUUUAUCAGGCCCUUGGUAAACCUCAGCGAGCUGUUGCUUUGAAUAAAGAAUCUCUUAGAAUGAGACACUUACUGUUAGGUAUGCAAGAUUCCUAGUUUUGAAAUGGAAGCAUUAUAUAAACACCUUAAUUUUUUCUAAUAACCUGCUCAUAACAUGUAAUAUUAAAAUGUUAUAACUUUAAGGUAAAUUAUUAAACAUCAGGGAUUAAAAGAAAACUUGAUUUCAGACUUGUCCUUUGGGCAAGCAGCUCUUGCAUCUUGCUUGUCCAUGACCACUGCUUGAUUUUCUUAGUUAAUGAUUUAUCUUGUUUGUAUUAAAUCUCAUGGGUCUUUAGUAUCGUUUGCCCUGUGAAAUGUUAUCCAAAUUCCCGAAUCCGGGAAAUUUUUGCCCAUGGAAUCCAGAAUCUGGGAAUUUUUUUCUUGUGGAAUCGGAAUCCUGGGAUUUGGAAUUAAGGAAUCCACAACCCAAGUUACACUGACAAGGAAUCCAGAGUCCUUGAACUGGAAUCCACAGCAUGGAAUCCAGAAUCUAAGACUCUCUUGGAUUAUGUUAUACAUAUAAAACAUGUUUUGCAUAUGUUAAUUCAUUACACACUUUACAACUCCCUAACCCAAUCCUGCUAUCAAUUUUUUGAAUUUUUCAGGUGAUGAUAAUGUUGACACAGCCAGAGCUUAUUAUGGUUUGGGCAGUGCACUCAAGGAGUUAGGAUCCACACAAGAAGCAUUGAAGAAUUUAAAGAAAGCCCGAGAGAUUCAGUAUCGUGUUAUUGCUUCCAAAGAAGAUAUUGAGAGAACUGAACAAGAGAUCAAUUCUCUGCGAGGAAAUGAUGCAAUGGCAGAGUCUGUAUGUCGCAUGCUUCAAGAGUUGCACCUUGAAACCUUGUAA